UGCACAGUUCAUGUGCAUUUCUGGAGUUCGGCGUCAUCUUUUACGUAAUGAGCUUUGUUUGGUUACAACCUGUUGAUAUGUACUAAUAUACACCGCAAUUCUUUGCGUUAUUUCAUGAGAGUAUAUUGUAUCCUAGUUCCUAUAUUAGUUUCAAUACAUUUGGUGGGAGGAAAGUAAAAGGUAUUCGUCGUGAAAUGAGUGAUUCUGGAGACAAUAUUAAAUAUAAAUGGACCCCUGAAAGUACUUCGCUCUUGGUAUCGGUGUGGUCGGAUAGGCAAGUGCAAAAGCAACUUGAGUAUGCUUCGAAGCCACAACUUGUUUGGGAAAAUGUUGCACGAUAUAUAAAAAAGAAAGGAUACAAUGUCUCAGGUAAACAAUGUCGAUCACGAAUGAAACAGGUCUUGGUUUGUUACCGUGAAGCCAAACGAGCUGGUACUCGCGCUGGUGUAGAGCAAUAUUAUGAAUCAAUUGAUAGAGUUCUUAAAAAUAAACGUAUUGAAGAAAAUAUUGGCAUAGAUACUGUGGAUGCAACAAUAAAUGUUAAGUCUCCUCCAAAGGAAGUAAAAACGAGUAAAAAUUUGCAAGUGAGACAUAAAUUUCAGGAGCCUGUACCAUCACUCCAUCGUACAGAAGCAUUAUCACCUACAUGGGCAUUAGGACGUGAAAAUGAAUAUCCCGAUUCUCCUGAAUCAAAUGAAACUAUAAUAGCACGUCCUUAUAGAGUCUUUUCUCCAACAAGGGAUGUAGCUAUCAAUACUGGUGAACAGUUAACUCAGAUAGCUGCUAAAUCAACACAGUGCAAUACUUUUCCAGUAGAAGAAUCAUUAAAUGUAAAUUAUAAACAAAAUUUAGUACCAGGUUAUAAUUAUGGAGAAAUACCCUUCCAAAAUACGGUACAAAAUGUGCAAAAUCAAAUAAUCCAAGAAAAUAUGCAGCAUAAUUUGCAACAGAAUCAUAUGUGCAAUAAGCAGAACAUUUUAGUGAAUAACUUAAACCUUGAGCAAAAUCUACAAAAUCUAAAUCAAGGUUUAACAGCACAAUCUAUAAAUGUACCAAUGCAAUUUAGUUCAAUGACAAUGCAAAAUCCUAAUGUUGAACAUGUAAUUCAACAACACAAUCAGUUGCAAUACUUAGUAAAUACAAAUAAUCGUGCAAUGCCUCAGGAACCACGAAAAACUGUGCUAGAUCAGGCUUUAACAAAUAUGUGUAAACAACUGUAUGGCAAUUGUUCAGCUCAUAUACCUGUUGUAGAAGAUACUAAACGAAUUGGAUCUUUGUCCCCAGAUUAUUCACCAGAUGUAUCUCAAAAUUUAAAUGAUGCUUUCUAUCAAUCAAAGAGUGAUGAAAAAGCACCCAAUUUAAAUAAAACUUAUAAUACAAUUACGCAAGCUACAAACUCAUUAAGAGUACAAAAUCCUGAGAUUUCUGUGAUUACAAAUAAUGCAACAUAUAAUGAUGAUAGCUUGUUAGAAUUUCUGAUAGAUUCACCAACUCCAUCCGAAAAUGAUAAUAAAUCAAAAGAUAGUACCGUCAAUACAGAUAAUAUCCCGGAUGUACCAUUAAGGAAAAAGAAAGCUGAGAAAUUAGAGCAACUCAUGUUAAGUGCCAUUAACUCUCAAAAUGAAGUCGUUAAUAAGAUACUUACUGCACAAAACGAUAUGGUGACAAAAUUUCUAGACAUAGAUAGAGACCGUCAAAGUAGGCUUGAAAAUCGUUUAGACAAUCUAUUAAAAGUUGUUCAUGCUUCUAUACUUACGAAGCAAACUUCAGAAGGAGAUAUCGAAAUACCUCCACCACCGCCAGAACCUACGAUAACAUCCUUAGUACCUCCUCCACGACCUGGUGCUGCACCUCCAAAGUUAGAUCUAGUUCCUCCAAAACCUUGUCGUGUACCUUGUACAAUACCAAAUUCAAACAUUGAAUUGAUUAAUCAAAAUACCAUAGUAACAAGACCAGGUGUGGUAUCACCUAUAACUAGUCCAGUGAAGAAACCUGGUACUAUAUGGUCAAAAUUGGGACCAGUAUCACAAUCUCCUUUUGUGAAAGCUCAGCAACGAUUAGGUUUACAAACAAUUACAUCUACGGAAACACGAACUCAAUCGUCUGCGGAGAGACGUAUAGCUAGGGAAGUGGAGAAAACUAUGGAUAUAGAAACGUUGAUAUUUGAAACUAAAAAUUUCUUGGACAUGGAGAAAGAACUAGAGGAGAAAAUAGAAAACGCUCGCCUUGAAACAACAAUAAGCCAGACUUUACAUGCACGUAGAAAAUUAUUUACUCAAAGAGAACCCACACCAGCAAUGAUAUUAACUGCGGCAUUUUUAGAGAAUGAAUGCCGCACGGCUGAACAAUUUAUAAGUUGUUCUAACAUGUCAAAUAUAAAUAAAAAAAAAUUACGAGAUAUCGAUGAUGAUUUAUUAGCGGGUCAAGGUGAAAGUUAUGACCGUCUACGGCAGUUCAAUAUAAAGCCUACUUACAUUCCUGACGAACCUUGUGAUACGUCUACGCCAGCAAAAAUAGGAACUAUUUCUAAUAAUCAUGAAAAAACAUCCAUACAAAUGGUAUCCAAGCAAACAAUUCAACAGUUAGCUCAACUUGUAAUGAAUACAGGAAGGUGGAAAGAUGCUGGAGGACAAACUGGACAACAAUACCUUGGGCAUCUAGUUCAGCCAAAUACACAUAAACAUCAAAUUAAUACACAAAAUGUACCCCCAGCUUUUUAUAACGAGCUAUACACAACAGGGCAACCUAAAACUAUGUCCAAAGAAAUUCAAACAAAAAAUGAUCAAAACUAUGUUCAAGACUGGAUGUUAAAUAAAUAUGAAGACCCAAUAAACGAACAGCGAAUAACAUAUGGUCCUUCUUGCAACGUAACAAAUCAAAAGCCAAACUUUCCUAUAGGUUUCACAAGAUCCAACACUGAAAAUUUAAAGCAAAAGGAUUCUAAUAGUGAGAUGUGCAAACCCCUUGAAUUCAAUAGUAACGUUAUAUCAGAUCGUAAACAGAGCGUGCGUUUCAUGGAUGAGGCGUUGGCUGAAUUACAGCGUAUGUGUAUUGAAACAAUGUCUAAAGAACAACAAACAAUGAAUGAUAGCUUGCCAUAUGUGUUGAAUAAUCCUAAUACGCUUCCAAUUGAGAAUCGACAGAUGAUUGAAAAAUAUAUUCAUGAUUUAAUCCCAAGGAAAUUGAAAGACAAUAAAGACAAAGACACUGAUUCCGAUAACGAUGAUGAAUUUUUGGAUACUACUACUAGUAUGCCUGCGAUUGUACCACGUCGAAGUUCUCUUACAUCAACUGGUACUGCAUCUACCGAAACUGCACAUUCCAUAAAAUUCCCAAAACCAGACAAUUGCGUAAUAACUUAGU
Molecule: messenger RNA, 3363 nt
Organism: Bombus pyrosoma
Lineage: Eukaryota; Metazoa; Arthropoda; Insecta; Hymenoptera; Apidae
Exons: 4
Coding region: 195-3362 (1055 amino acids)
Source: RefSeq, a predicted model, not a curated record